UGGCGGGCGCACACUUCCCACCUAGCGGGCAGAUGGCGGCGGGGCUGUGGCGGCGCUUGGCGUUGUCCCGGGCCGGGCGCGGCCUGGGCAGCCUCAGGCGGGCGGAGGUGGGCGCCGAGCAGCUGGCGGAACGGCUGCGAGCGGAGAGGAGCAGGGAGAGGAGCAGGGAGAGGAGCGGAGAGAUCCCCAAAGAUCCCACACAGAGACAGGUGUGGGAGCUCGCUGCGCUGAGCAAGCGGCUGCAGCAGGUUCACCCCAAUGUCCUGGCCAAAGUGCUCAAGCAGGGAACUGUGUACCAGAACGAAGAGAUUGUGGUGAUCAACAAACCCUAUGGCCUUCCUGUGCAUGGUGGCCCUGGCAUCAAGAAUUGUAUCACUGAUGUGCUGCCAAUUUUGGCCAAGAUGCUGGUGAACAUGAAAGCCGAACCCCUCCACCUCUGCCACCGGCUCGACAAAGAGACCACAGGAGUGAUGGUGCUGGCACGGAGCAAGGAGGUAGCAGACAGGAUCCGGCUUCUCUUCAAAACUCGUCAGGUGGAGAAGAUCUACUGGGCCAUUAGCGUGGGAGACCCAGACCCUGCUGAGGGCGUUGUGGAGAUCCCCAUCAUAGAGAAGGAGGUGCGGAGCAACCAGCCACACUACAAGAUGACACUGGCUCCCAACUAUCGCCUGUCUCCCGAGGAUGGGAAGGUGGUGAAAAUCCGCAAGAAUCGUGAUGCGGAGAGCGCCGUGACGCAGUACCGCCUUCUGGCUCGCUCUUCUGCCUGCUCUCUCCUGGAGCUCCAGCCCAUCACAGGUGUGAAGCACCAGAUCCGGGUUCACCUGGCCUAUGGGUUGGGGUGCCCCAUCCUGGGGGAUCACAAAUAUUCUCACUGGAGCAAGCUGGCACCCCAGAAGCUUCCUGAAAUCACCUUGAAGAGGCUGAAGCUGGAGCAGAGCAAGGCUCGCCACCUCCCCCUCCACCUCCACGCCCACCGGCUCUCCCUGACCCUGGGCCAGCGGAUAGACCUGGUCUGCAAGCCACCCCUGUUCUUCAGAAAGACUCUGGAGAGGCUGCAGCUGGACAUUGCUAGGGACUAACAGGGCAGGAUGAGAGUGGUAUGAUCUGUCUCCGAAUCUCCAGUGCUGUGUGUGGCUGCUCUGCAGCAGUGUCCGUGUUGGAGGCAGUGCUGUGAUGGAGUCUGCAGUCUCUGCUGUUUUCCAAGGACUUCCCUGGUACCUGUUGGUACUGGUGUUGCUGGCUUCAACCCAGGUACAUCUGUCUGCUGCUUGCCCUUGUUUGGGGCGGAAACAUGGCUGGGUGCCUCUUGUUCAGACAAACAAGGCUGCACAGAAACGGGGCUUUACCCAGUCCGUAUUUUGAACUGGUUUCUGAGCAAUAAAAGAUCAGUUCCGGCCAAGGGAAAGGGUUGUGUGUCUGUGCUCAGACCCAGAGGAUCUCAGUCUGUGGGCAGAGGGUGCCCCUGGCUGCAGUCUCUCGCAAUUUGAGGGCCAUUGCUUGUCCCUCCAGAGCCAUUUAGCACUCUCUCCCUUGUGUCCUUGUACUCUGUGCUCAAAUUUGGAGACUCCCUUCUUUUGAAAAUCCAUCAAAAGUGCAAUUUGGCUGUGGCUGUGGAGUUGUUUUGCUCCGCUGAGGCUGCGCAGGGAGUUCCUCAACUUGGCUUGGCCGAGAGCUCCGGGACUCCAUCUGCUCUGUGCUGCCAGCGGUGUUGGUGUGGGUUUCUGGGCACCGACUAUGCUGCUGGGAGAAACUUCUCUUUCACUGCUGCUUCAGAUUUCUCCAUCCUAUUUCUAGAUCCCAUGGCAGUUAUUGUGCCCCUGUACUCGGUGCUGGUGAAGCCACACCUCGAAUCCUGGGUUCAGUUUUGGGCCCCUCACUACAAGAAGGACAUUGAGGGGCUGGGGCACAUCUAGAGAAGGGAACGGAGCUGGGGAAGGGGCUGGAGCCCCGGGGUUGUGGGAGUGGUGAGGGACCUGGCGCUGUUUAGUCUGGAGGAGGCUGAGGGGAGACCUCAUGGCUCUGUGCAGCUCCUGGAAAGGAGGUUGUGGUGAGGUGGGGGCUGGGCUCUUCUCCCAAGUUACAGGCGACAGGACGAGAGGAAAUGGCCUCAGGUUGCAUCAGGGCAGUUUUAGGCUGGACAUCAGGAGAAACACCUUCACUGAAAGGCUUUUCAGGCCCAGGCAGAGGCUGCCCAGGGAGGUGGUGGAGUCUCCAUCCCUGGGGGAUCAAAAAGCUGGGCAGAUGAGGCGCUUAAGAUGUUUUGGUAGUGGGCAGGGAUGGUUGGACUCAAUCUCAAAGGUGAUUCUAUGAUUUUGGGGAUCUCUCUGCCCCAGUAGCCUGCCUCGGAGCCAGAUUCCUCCCCCUGCCCUGAGAGGGAGAUGAGGAGAGAGAUUGAAAAGCUGUCGAACUGCAGCCAAUGCUCUGCCUCAGAUCUGUAGCCCUUGGUGUCUGGUGUCUCUUGGCUGGUUCCCAGCAGCUCAGGGCUGGGCAGCAAGACUUCCCCAGUCUCUCCAGAUGGUGUGGGUGCUGGAAACGGCUCUUUGUAGCAUACGAGGCUACUGGGUACCUGGAUGGGGCUUUUCGGUGGGAUAAUUCCCUCUCCCUGCCUCUCUGCUCCUCAUAUGGGGUGCAAAUAGCUGGGUAGCCCCACACCUCUCAAAAGGAGUGCCAAAAAUACAUCUGCUUAUGAGAGACAGGCGUAAAGCCAUGAGGAGCCGGGGAGUGGCUGUGGCUGGGCAGGAAUGAAUGCUGCCUUCCCAGCCUGCCACUGUGGCUGCGCGUUCUCUUUUUCUAUUUCAGGGCACACUUGUUGUGAAAAGGCUUCCCCCUGUA
Molecule: messenger RNA, 2832 nt
Organism: Cuculus canorus (common cuckoo)
Lineage: Eukaryota; Metazoa; Chordata; Aves; Cuculiformes; Cuculidae
Gene: RPUSD4
Product: RNA pseudouridine synthase D4
Exons: 7
Coding region: 33-1079 (348 amino acids)
Biological process (GO): pseudouridine synthesis
Molecular function (GO): pseudouridine synthase activity; RNA binding
Source: RefSeq, a predicted model, not a curated record